GCCCGCCCCGCGAUUCUCGCCUGACCAAACGCGACACGGAGCUCCACACUGACCGCUGCCUCUCAAACUGAAGUCUGGACUAAAGAGAAAAGAUUUAUGGUGGACUGCAUGAUCUUGCUAUGUGGAGAUAAAUCUCAUUCAUCGCUUUUUUGAGGCAUGAUACACGUGUAUUUAACAACACAUGAGGACGUUUGUUGAUUUUACAAGAACCCCACUGGGACGACUGAUUGGAAUAAGAGAGCAGGAUUCGGAGUGAAGGAAGGGAAGAGGGAUUAGGGGCUUAUCCUGAACAUGACCAGUCCUUAAGGAGCCUCCGUCAAGCCAUAGGCUACUAUUGCCCAGAUUAUUACAUUUAAUUUAUUGCCUUUUAAAGACCUUUUAUCUCCCCCUGGAGAUUCCUGGCGAGUAAGCCGUUGGAUUUGAGUAUCUUUAAAAACAAAGGAUCAGGAGCAGAGGCCAGUGGGAGUGGAGGAGCAUGAGGAGAGUAUACAUGCAGGGAUAAAGCAACAAGCCUCCCUGCCACCUUACACUUCAGCAGGGUGCAGGUCAAAGGUUACCGAAUGAACUUGUAUUGGAAAAGCAUGUGAUCACAUUGAUUACUCAAGUUGGAUUAAGGUAUGUGGCCGGUGUAAUUUUUAGCAGUAUAUUUAAAUGAUAUAUAUUGUAGUGUUUCUCAUAGGUCCAGCAGAAUCGAUAAGAUUUACAACCUUAACAUUUAUCAGCACAAACCCAGAACAACUGUGAGGCCCAGAAUCUUUUACCACAUAUGCAGCCGAGGUUUUCAGGAAUUGGAGUCAUGCAUAUUUUCAGCUCACAUUUAUCUUCACAGAAUCUUUUUGGAUAUGAACAAAGACCGAUGGCCAAAACGGGACAAAGCUGAAUGCGUCUGCCUUUUGAGAAACUGUGCAAAAAAACUUUCCACUCAACUGCGGUUGUUAUUCUAAAGGGGGAUGCAUGUAUAAUCAGCUUUUUUUUUACAGUGUUGUCACCAUUUUUUUAAACAAAAUUUUGGAUUCUUUUUUUCUGAUUCUGGAAACGUGCUUAUUGUACCCGGAGAAGCCAUGAACCUGGGCAAGCUCGCCAGCCUGAAGGGCCUGGUUUCCCACUCCUCAGGAAAGCGUCGAUUUAAAGGUGACCUCACCCCAGAAAUGAUCAGCCCCCCGUUGGGCGACUUCCGCCACACCAUGCAUGUGGGCCGUGGAGGGGAUGUGUUCGGGGACACCUCGUUCCUCAGCAACCAUGGUGGAGCAGGAAAUAGCACAGACGGAGACUCUUGCACUUCAGAGAAGAAUGAGGGAUUCUUCUCCCGCACGCUUCGCCGUGUCCGCAGGACCCCCGAAAGGCCCCGCGGCAGCUCCAAGGACCUUUCACCCCCACCACCACCCAUUUCUCCAAUCAUAAAGAAUGCCAUUUCCCUCCCCCGGCUGGACGUGGACUCACCCAACGGCUGUCCUGUGAAAGUGCUUUUCCCUAGUCCACCCAAAACACCAGAGACCUCCACAUACUUGUACGGUUUGGAGUCUGGCUUUGUAACCUUGCCGAGACUGUCCCGCACUGAGCGUCCAGCCCAGGGCAGUUCUCCAUCAGCCUGUCUGCCUGAAAUCCAAAGAGGCUCGCUCACAGACACGGGUAUCCCGUCCUUCCCCUGUUCAGACUCCAUCAGUCCUUCUGACUCCAUGAACUCCUUCACUCUUGACCUGGGCCCUUCCCUCAUGUCUGAAGUCUUUGCCCUGAUUGACAGCCCUGUGUGUGAGAAGACUGAUCCCAUCAGCGAAAAAACACAGUCUACCGAUGAUAACUCUGAGGUGGACUCGGACCCAACCACAUCUUUGGUGGACUCUCUCCUGAGAGAAGACUAUGACGGUAGGACACGGUUGUAUGGAGGAGAGUGGAAGCAUUCAGACUAUGUAAAUGGUGAGUCACCCAAAAAAUCCAUGCUGGGGGAUCAGAUGCACCCAGUCUCCAUUGAGGAUCACGGCAUGCAGCCGGAGAGUUUCCAGAGGGCUGCUGAUGUGCUGGCACGUCAUUAUGGGAGUGGAGGACUCAGGAAUACAAACAACAACAACUCUCAUAGGAGAGGACCAUACAGCUAUCCUGAUGAAGAGGAAGAAAUCAAAGUCUAACACUACGAGAUGCCUAACAUCCAAAUACAGCAGUUUUAAAGGGAUACUUUAAAAGUCAAAAAUGAACAUUCUGUCAUAACUGACUCGUGAACCAAAUCAAUUCAGUUUUUGAACGAAUCAUCCAGACUGGUUUUCUGUAUUUGAUAAACUGAUUCAUUUAAAAGAUUCAAUGUUCAGUACUUAAAAGAUUCAAUUCCAUGUUGUUGGGUUCCCAACAUUCUUCAAAAUAUUUUGAAAGAAAUGCUUGGAAGGUUUGGAAUGAGAUCAGGAUUUUUCUUUUUGGGUGGGGGGUGGGGGUACCUUUAAUAACAAUUAAAUAAUAAACUGUAAAUGUAACAAUAAUUAAAUUUGUUCUGUUCCUCACAGACAGCUAUGGUAGGACUCCAGGAAACUACUUGCAACCCAAAAGUGAACGGGAUUACUUUUGUUAAAGUUUUGGUGCUUUUUUGUCAUUUUGGAGUGUACAGUUAUGUGGAAAAGAGCACCAUAUUCACCUAAGAUAUUCACCUAAAAUUUUGGUUCCUCAAAAGGAAGGUCUUACAAGUUCAUAAUGAUAUAUUUUUUUGGAUGCACUAUUCCUUACAAUUUGGGGGAAAAUGAAAGCGGAUUAUUUGUCAUUUACCCCUUUACGUACAUAAGAGUAAAACUAUACAUUUUCUAAUAUUGGACAAGAACAUACAUUUUGGCAUCUCAAAUGUUCACCUAUAUUUGAUCCUACCUUCUCAUUCCUAAAAUAUUAGAUUUGACCCAGGGAAAUAAAACCUGCCACAGUAGCUUUGUAAUGCACAAUAGACACCGCUAGCUAUACAGUGAUAACAUUAUACCAUUAAAAUACGCAAAAUUUGAGUUUACAGUAUUUAGAUUUCAAGUAAACCUCAAUCGUAUGUAAUGAACAGUGAUACCAUGUAGAAGUACAGACAUAUACCUGCUAGCUAUCUUGUAUCUAAUACAAGUGUAUCUAACACUUAGCAUUUUGCAUUCAUGUAGUUUUAAUAGCUCAUAUUCCCAUUGUGAACACUGUGUGGCAGUUGGAAAACAAGCAAUCUUUAAAAGAGAAGACGGAGACCCACUGGUCAAUGUGAUGCACAAAGCUGUGAUGUGCUUUAUGUUUUCACAUUAGCACAAACAAAACAGAUAAAACAACCAACCAUGACUUUCAUUUUUCUUUCAUUUAUUACAUGAUAAAUAUCUUAAGAGCAACACAGUAUAUAGUAACAUUAUAUGAUGCCCAACAACUUUUAUCAAUGUAUUAUGAAAUGAUGAUUAAAUAUCAAUAUGAA
Molecule: messenger RNA, 3403 nt
Organism: Carassius auratus (goldfish)
Lineage: Eukaryota; Metazoa; Chordata; Actinopteri; Cypriniformes; Cyprinidae
Product: cdc42 effector protein 1-like
Exons: 4
Coding region: 1062-2123 (353 amino acids)
Biological process (GO): positive regulation of pseudopodium assembly; positive regulation of actin filament polymerization; regulation of cell shape
Cellular component (GO): cytoplasm; cytoskeleton; plasma membrane
Molecular function (GO): small GTPase binding
Source: RefSeq, a predicted model, not a curated record